GAUUUGAUUCUUGAUUUUGUGACUCUCGAGUCAAUUGCGCUUGCCUAUUUGAAAUGGCUCUUCACCUCCUCGUCUUGUCUUCUUCUGUCUCAAUCGUUCACUCUCUACGAUUCCGCCUUGCAAUCGCUCACUACCAAAGGAUACUUGGACGCGACUUACACGACAUAAACACUUCAUUGUGAUACUCGCCACAUACGACACUUGACAUGUCAGCCGCUGUCCUUCACAGCUCAAUCAUGCAACACUCUACACUAGUGUCGAAAACCGGCCUCCUCGAUCUACCCGUCGAGCUUCUCGACCAGAUCAUCUUCUACUGCGUCGGCACGCAGCCAAUGACCAUCUGCCUGGCUCCUACAUCUACAUCUUUGACGCGCAGUCUGUUCCCGUUCGUCUCUCGCCGAAAGCGCUACACUGUCACCAACUACCCAUACGCUCUUCUCUUGACCAACCGUCUGAUCUCCAAUCUCGCCUUCAAACAUAUCUGGAGCCACAAAUCGCUCGUCAUCAACUUGACCGCAGCAGAUGCACUAUGCUUCCUUCUCCACGGUCUGAGUCUCCAACAAAGAGAUGCACUCCGCAGACUCCAAAUGCCUAGAUUCCUGCUCAGCUGGUCAUUCCCAGUCAACGAGGACAUCUGGCUCAUCGCCGGCAAAGAGAAGACCGCGAGCUGGUACGAAGGCGCCAAAGAUCCGGAAAAGGAGGUCAAGGGAAAGAGGUUCCUGGCAUUGACUGGAAUGUUGGGUAAGAGGGCAGCUUGUGUUUGUCGGCCUUGGAAGAUGAACAUGGGGCUUAUUCAAGCAUGACAGCAAAUGUGCUUCCGACUCCUGCCCAGAUGGUCAUCUUGGAGCAGUUUUCCAUUGGUUGAGAAGAGCCUUGGAGGUUGUGUCAUGUCAUGGGUUUCAUGCAAGACCUAGACAUGCGGUUCUUCUGCCGCUUGAUCUCUUUGCUCUGAACGCUGGUCGUUUCUGAGCACCUAUGGCACAUCCGUCAGACACACUCUUUUGACGCGACC
Molecule: messenger RNA, 1012 nt
Organism: Aureobasidium pullulans EXF-150
Lineage: Eukaryota; Fungi; Ascomycota; Dothideomycetes; Dothideales; Saccotheciaceae
Exons: 2
Coding region: 207-803 (198 amino acids)
Source: RefSeq, a predicted model, not a curated record